CCGCGGACACGCGUGCCGUGGACAUGGCGGACCCGCGGCUGCAGCUGGUGGCGCGGCGCAUCCGCAGCUUCCCGGACUUCCCCGUCCCGGGCGUGCUGUUCAGGGACAUCUCGCCGCUCCUCAAGGACCCCGACUCCUUCCGCGCCUGCAUCGGCCUCCUGGCCGCGCACCUGCGGACGGCGCACGGCGGCCGCAUCGACUACAUCGCGGGCCUGGACUCCCGUGGCUUCCUGUUCGGCCCCUCCCUGGCCCAGGAGCUGGGCUUGGGCUGCCUGCUCAUCCGGAAGCGGGGGAAACUGCCCGGCCCCACCGUGUCCGCCUCUUACACACUGGAGUACGGGAAGGCUGAGCUGGAAAUCCAGAGGGAUGCCCUGGAGCCAGGGCAGAAGGUGGUGGUGGUGGAUGACCUGCUGGCCACUGGCGGAACCAUGCGUGCCGCCUGUGAACUGCUGGGCCAGCUGCAGGCGGAGGUGCUGGAGUGCGUGAGCCUGGUGGAGCUGACCUCGCUGAAAGGCAGGGAGACGCUGGGGGCCGUGCCUUUCUUCUCCCUGCUGCAGUAUGAGUGACCCCAUCCGGGCACCUGCAGCAAGCAGGGUCCUGCCUCAGGCGGCUGCUGGCGGAGGGGGGCGCACUGGCUGCCCACCCACAACGUCCUGUGACUUUCUCCGCCCCCCGGCCCUUCCAGUGGGUGCCGGCCUGGAGCCGACAGCCUAGAUGCAGCCAAGCCCGGGUCCUUUGGGUCUGGCCCUGGAACAGCACAGCCCGAACAUAAUAAAUGGUUUUGCUGGCGCACCACUUGCCCAGGUGUCCGAGGCCGGGAGGGGUGUGUGGGGUGAGGGGGCACCCCACCUGCAGCAGGGCGGCUGCCCUGAGACACCACCUUCUCGGUCUCAGCGCUGGGAGCCCGGGACGGAUCUUUGGGUGCUCCAGCAGGGAGCAGCUCCCAGAGGCCCCUCCUCUGCCCCAAAACCAGCGUGGCAGGUCCCCCCAUCUCUGAGGGAUCCCUCCCAUCCCACACGAGGGGGUCUUCGCCCCAUCCUGCAUCAAUACACAGAUCUCUCUAGGGGCGUCAUUCAACAUAUCCGCGGCAAAGCCCCCCGCCCUGAAGAGCAGCACGGGGCUGGGCUCGGACACCACCCCACGGCAGCAGAGACCAGUCACCAGCAAAUCAGUUUAAUGACAAUCGUGCACGUGGCGGGCCCCAGGCCGG
This is a messenger RNA of Talpa occidentalis (Iberian mole), 1210 nucleotides long. RefSeq names its product adenine phosphoribosyltransferase (gene APRT). NCBI's taxonomy places the organism in Eukaryota, Metazoa, Chordata, Mammalia, Eulipotyphla, Talpidae. The transcript has 5 exons. Gene Ontology annotation, cellular component: cytoplasm. The record is from RefSeq and is a predicted model, not a curated record. Gene Ontology annotation, biological process: AMP salvage; adenine salvage. Gene Ontology annotation, molecular function: adenine binding; adenine phosphoribosyltransferase activity; AMP binding. Bases 24 to 566 code for a protein of 180 amino acids.